CCUCACAAAACCGAUAGGACUUCAGCAUUGAGCCGGGGCGGCUGCUGUUCUUUGGACAAUCGGCCCUAAUAACAUACGAAACCACGUUACGUUUUUACACAGAACCUCAGUAAACCCUCUCUCUUUCCCGCUGGGGCCUCCGCUUUCUCAUCCUUCCUGCUCCUCCGUCUGGUUUGGUAUAGCAGCGGUAAUGGCAUUCAGGUGACAGUGACAGUGACAGUGAUACUGGCAGUAAGCGGAGGCCGUUCUUUCUACCCCUCCUCUGAGGGUAGUGAACAAAAAGACCUUUUUCUUUGAUAGGUAGUAGUGAACAAUAGGACUUGCAGGUUUAUAUUAGGUUUUUGGAUCGAUUGUUCACCCCGAAGUUUCCUAUCUCACCGCUGGCCAUCAAUUCUGUGCACUGUCCACUGUGCAUCCUUCAAUAAUAUUAUACAAGUCAGCCAAACCGAGAAGAUGGCACGGAGGAGAAGGGAAAAACUUAACGUAAAAUCAGAUCUGUAAUCGGCGUUUUUGGAUUUUAGGAGGAAGGCCUGAACGAAAAAUUCACUGCUACAAAGGCCAUGGCCGGGAAGAAAAGAACUUUGGCCCCUGCGGAUGGAGUGGAGGAUCAAGUUGACACUGUCAUUGGUAAAAUUAAUUCAGAAUUUGCCAAAAAAUCGAAGAAGGAGAAACCAGAGGAAGAAAGGGUAGAUGGGUCUGAUGCUCCUUCUCUCAUCACUGGUUCUAUUAAACCUAUGGAGAGAAGGAAGAGAAGGAAAGCAUCGGACAAAGAGAGGCACAGGAAUGAUGCUGAGAGGCCUAAGGCUAAAGACUUGAUACCUGCUGAAGGUCCCAAUUCUGAUGGGCCCCAGCAACCUCCUUUGUCUUCUUCAUUGAGUAAUGGGCUACUUCCUGAGUUCCAUAUUAGUGUUUUUAGAGACUUGGCAUCUGCUGAUUCCUCAGUAAGAGAAGCAGCAGCUGAAGCAUUGGUAACAGAGUUAAGUGAAGUUCAGAAGGUGUAUGAGAAUCUUGGCAAAAAGGGAGCUGAUGAAGGUGGUUUGCAGUUAGAAGCCGAGAAGGAUGAUGGGUUGAAUGACUGUGCUCCUUCUUUGAGAUAUGCUAUACGUCGACUUAUUCGUGGGGUUUCUUCUUCAAGAGAGUGUGCGAGACAAGGGUUUGCAUUGGGGUUGACUGUUGUAGUUGRUGCUAUUCCUAGCAUYAGAGUGGAGUCUUUGAUGAAACUAAUAGUUAAUUUGUUAGAGGUCUCUUCUUCAAUGAAGGGUCAGGAAGUAAGGGAUUGUCUUUUAGGUCGUUUGUUUGCUUAUGGCUCUCUUGUUCGAUCUGAGCGAAUAGCUCAAGAGUGGGUUUCCAAUAAAAAUACUCCUCUUGUCAAGGAAUUCAUCAACCAUGUCAUCUCUCUUGCUGCCAAGAAGCGCUAUUUGCAAGAGCCAGCUGUCUUGGUUGUUUUAAACUUGGUUGAACAGUUGCCUGCAGAUGCUUUGUUGAGUCAUGUUCUUGAGGCUCCAGGCAUGCAUGAGUGGUUUGAAGGAGCACCAGAAGUUGGAAAUCCAGAUGCAUUGCUUUUAGCCUUGAAGAUCCGUGAAAAAAUUUCCAUAGACAGCAUGCAUUUAUGCAAGCUAUUGCCAUAUCCAUUCAGCCCAAAUAAGCUGUUUACAGCUGAUCAUAUGUCUUCCCUUGUUACAUGCUUUAAGGAAUCAACCUUCUGUCAGCCUCGAGUUCAUAGUGUCUGGCCUGUUUUGAUAAAUAAUCUCUUACCAGAUAUGGCAUUACAGGAGGAUGAUGCAGCAUCGGGUUUUAAUUCUGUUAAGAAGAACAAGAGGAGUCGCAAGUGUGGCUCUUCUGAAGAAGACAUUGUGAAGAACCUCCACUGUUUCUGUGAAGUUGUUAUAGAUGGAUGUCUUCUUCAGUCAUCUCAUGAUCGCAAACACUUGGCCUUAGAUCUUCUGCUUCUCCUCCUUCCCAAGUUACCUGCAUCUUGUGUCGAGAUUGUUCUCUCUCACAAGCUUGUCCAUUGUUUGAUGGAUAUCCUUUCAACAAAGGAUUCCUGGCUAUACAAGGUUGCACACUAUUUUUUGAAGGAAUUAUCAAAUUGUGUUAGCAAUGAUGAUAAUCGACGAGUUGCAGUCAUUGUGGCCCUACAGAAACACAGCAGUGGGAGAUUUGAUUGCACCACACGGACAAAAACAGUCAAAGAUUUGGUGGCAGAUUUCAAAACUGGGGCAGGUUGCAUGUUGUUUAUCCAGAACUUGACUAAUAUGUUUGUAGAUGAAGGUCGUGCAGUGGAUGAACCAUCCGAUCAGAGUCAGACCACUGAUGAAAACUCGGAGAUGGGUUCAGAGGAUAAAGAUUCAACUUUGACAUCGGGUAGUCCGGAUCUUUUCAGAAGUUGGAUUAUAGAGUCACUUCCUCGUGUCUCGAAGCAACUGAAGCUGGAUCCUGACACAAAGAUUCGGGUUCAGAAAGAAAUAAUGAAGUUUCUAGCUGUUCAGGGUCUCUUCUCUGCAUCUCUUGGCACUGAGGUGACAUCAUUUGAGUUACAGGAAAAGUUUAGAUGGCCAAGAACAGCUAUAUCAAGUGCUUUAUGCAGGAUGUGCGUUGAACAACUCCAGUUAUUACUGUCAAAUGUUCAGAAAGGAGAGGGGUUACCGUCUGUGAUGAACGGUCCUGAGUCAAAUGACCUAGGAUCUUAUUUCAUGCGCUUCCUUGGCACAUUAUGCAGCAUACCUUCUGUUUCACUCUUCAGGACUUUGAGCAAUGAGGAUGAUAUUGCAUUUAAGAAACUGCAAGAAAUGGAAAUUCGGCUCUUCCAGAAGGAAAGGAAUAGUGAGCCUGGCAAUGAUGCAAACAAACUGCAUGCUCUGCGUUACUUGCUUAUCCAGUUGCUGCUGCAAGUUCUCCUUCGACCUGGAGAAUUUUCUGAAGCUGCCUCUGAACUCAUUAUUUGUUGCAAGAAAGCAUAUGAUACUCCUGAUCUUAUCAACUCAUUGGAUGAAGAUGAUGAAUUGGAUAAUGGUGGUACACCACCAGUGUUGAUGGAUGUGCUCUUGGAUACACUUCUUUCACUGUUGCCACAGUCAUCAGCUCCCAUGCGCUCUGCUAUUGAGCAGGUUUUUAGGUUCUUCUGCAAUGAAGUUACAGAUGCUGGGUUGCUUCGCAUGCUGCGGGUUAUAAAAAAAGAUUUGAAACCUGCUCGCCAUCAGGUUAGUGACAGUGAAGAUGAUGAAGAUGAAGAUGAAGAUCUACUUGGCAUUGAAGAAGCAGAGGAAACCUAUGAAGCUGAGACAACUGAAAUGGGUGAUAGUGAUGAUGAAGCAGAUGAUUCUGAAGCACUAGGCCGAAUGAAGGAUGUUAAUGAAGACCUUCCAGAAGCUUCUGAUGAUUCUGAUGGAGGAAUGGAUGAUGAUGCAAUGUUCCGGAUGGAUUCAUAUCUUGCCCAGAUUUUCAAGGAGCGGAAGAACCAGGCUGGAGGCGAAACUGCUCAGUCCCAGCUGGCACUCUUUAAGCUUCGUGUCCUCUCACUGCUGGAAAUAUAUCUACAUGAAAAUCCAGGUAAACCCCAGGUUUUGACGGUGUUCUCACACUUAGUACAGGCAUUCGUAAAUCCUCGAACUGCUGAAGGUAGUGAGCAGCUUGGACAGCGUAUUUGGGGAAUCCUACAAAAGAAAAUAUUCAAGGCAAAAGAAUAUCCAAAGGGUGAACAUGUUCAACUUUCUACACUUGAAACCCUCUUGGAGAAGAACUUGAAGUGGGCAUCAAAACCAUUCAAGAGAAAGAAAUCUGCUUCUAACUCAUCAAAGAAGCAUUCUACCUCCUGGGACCGACACAAAAUGAUUACAUCUGUUGCACAGAAUUCAACAUAUUGGAUUUUGAAGAUCGUUCAUUCAAAAGAACUCUCUGAUUCUGAACUGCAGAGAAUUUCGAAUAUUUUUGAGCGCAUUUUAGUGAGAUAUUUUGAUAGUAAAAAAUGUCAGUUGAAGUCUGAAUUUGUGAAAGAAGUUUUCCGGCGUCAGCCAUGGAUUGGUCAACGGAUCUUCCAUUUCCUACUAGAUAAAUGUGGUAGUGCAAAGUCGGAAUUUCGGCAAGUUGAAGCACUUGAUCUAAUCGAUGAAAUACUCAAGUCAUUGGUUUCUGGUACGGCAGAUAAAGGUGAAAAAUAUUUAGCAAGCAGGAGAUUGUUGAAGGCCCACAUAUCUGCACUUUGUAAGUUGAUGGAAAAGCUGCUGACUAACAUGCCAGAGAAGCAAUCGAGACGGUCUGACGUUCGUAGGUUCUGUGGCCAGGUCUUGCAGGCAGUCUCAGGGCUUAAUCUUAAAAAGCCGUUUCAUAAGUCUUUGACACCUGAUGCCUAUGCAGCAUGUGAAUCUCAACUAGGGAAUGCGUUUCUCCCAUUUAAAUCCCGGGAUUAAUAUUGUUCUGGUAGAAGCCGCUUUAGUUGACAGCCGGUUUGUUUUAGCUUUGUAGAUCAAAUCAUCAAAAUUUUGAGACCCAGAUACUAGAUUGUAUGAUCUUGGCAUCACAGUUUUGUUUACGUUGACUGUAAAUUUUAUUCUGUUUUUUGAAAACGUUUGAGUUCAAUAGAUAGUGUAUAAUCUAAAAAAUAUCGAAGCAAUAUUGCCAGACUUGUACUAGACUAGAUGGUCUGACCAUCAGAACUGGAAUUGCUUAUGGGUUUCACUAAGUUAAUAUCAAACAAAAGCUGCAGACAA
Nelumbo nucifera (sacred lotus) is the source of this 4706-nucleotide messenger RNA. Its product is annotated as DNA polymerase V family. The record is from RefSeq and is a predicted model, not a curated record. NCBI's taxonomy places the organism in Eukaryota, Viridiplantae, Streptophyta, Magnoliopsida, Proteales, Nelumbonaceae. Gene Ontology annotation, biological process: regulation of DNA-templated transcription. Gene Ontology annotation, cellular component: nucleolus. Gene Ontology annotation, molecular function: DNA binding; transcription factor binding.